UCGCUCACUCAGGAUGAUCUUUUCCAGAUCCCACUAUUCAAUGAAAACUUAAAUCAUUCCCACUGAAAUCAGGGACAAGACAAGGCUGUCUACUCUCUCCAUAUCUCUUCAACAUCUUUCUUGAAGUCCUUGGUAGAGCAAUAAGACAAUUGAAGCAGACCAAGGAGAUACAAAUUAGAAAGGAAGAAGUCAAAGUAUCACUGUUUGCAGAUGAUAUGAUAGUAUACCUGAGUGACCCCAAAAAUUCUACCAGGGAACUCCUACAGCUGAUUAACACCUUAAGUAAAGUGGCUGGAUACAAAAUUAACUUAAAAAAAUCAAUAGCCCUCCUGUAUACAAAAGACAAAAGGACUGAGAAAGAAAUUAGGGAAACAACACCCUUCACAAUAGCCACAAAGGACAUAAAGUACCUUGGUGUGAACCUAAACAAGCAAGUCAAAGACUUGUAUGAAAAAAAUUUCACUUCUCUGAAGAAAGAAUUAGAAGAAGAUAUGAGAAGAUGGAAAGCUCUCCCAUGCUCAUGGCUUGGCAGGAUUAACAUAGUAAAAAUGACCAUCUUACCAAAAACAAUCUACAGAUUCAAUGCCAUUCCCCUCAAAUUACCAACAGAAUUUUUUACAGACCUGGAAAGAAAAAUUGUCACCUUCAUAUGGAAUAACAAGCAACCUAGAAUUGCUAAAACAAUCCUCUACAGUAAAAGAUCUUCAGGAGGUAUCUCCAUCCCUGAUCUCAAGCUGUACUAUAAAGCAACAAUAUUAAAAACUGUAUGGUACUGGCAUAGAAACAGACUGGUGGAUCAAAGGAAUUGAUCAGACAUCUUAGCUGUAGGAAUGGUCAGCUCUAAAUUCAGUAUCAAGGCAGAUACUCAGAAGGAACAGAGUGAUAGAUUUCAACCAAUUCUUUCCUCUGGUUAUGCAUUAUGUACCUACAAACAUGUAUAAAGCAAGCAUGGAACACACACACAUGAAAGAGAAGUAAAAAGAAAAAAGGAAGAAGGAAAGAAGGAAAGAAGGAAAAAGAAUGAAACAAAGAAAAGAAAGCAAGCUCAAAGUAAGAGGAUUUUUUAUGUGCUCAUGUGUUGUGGGAUUCAAGCCAUCAUGGUAGACAAGACAUGGCAACAAGGAGUGGCCAUUAUUGUGGCAGCAGAAAUAUGAGGUGGCUUGCUCAUAUCUGUGCAGAUUUCACAAGUGCACAAGAUGGGGAGAGUGAAGCUGAAUUAUUAUUGCCUGAUGAGCUUGGGGAGAAACCAGGACGGGAAAAGAGGCAAUCGAACUUCACCUUGUGCAGUGUGUGUAACAUUCAGCUGAACUCAGCUGCGCAAGCACAAAUUCACUACCAUGGCAAAUCUCACCAGAAGAGACUGAAACAGCUCACCAGUGGAACACUGCAGAACAACAGUGAAAACAGGAGCCUCCCACAACCAACCCACCCCAACACAUCAUGUCUCAGCAGGGCUGAGCAAAUUUUCAUCCAGUGAAGCCAGACAAAGCAGCACCAUUAACAGGAAGUGGUUGAAAGAAUGUGACAAAGUCCAUGUCAUAAACAGCACCCGCUCAACUAGGAGACCCACAUGGAGAUCAAACUGCCCAUCAAUUACAUAUGUGUAUGGGCCUAGGUCCAGCCCAUGUGUGCUCUUUGGUUGGUUCUUCCAAUGGUCUCUGUAAGCCCCCAUCGGUCUAGGUUAGUUGAAUCUGUUGUUCUUCUUGUUGCUUUAUUGUUCCUCUGCAUGCUUCUAUCCUUCCCUCACUACUCUUCCACAGGACUCCUACAGCUCCACCUAAUGCUUGACUGUGAAUUUCAGUAAAUUCAUAUACUCUUGUUUUUAGAAAAAGUACUCCUUAAGAAAAGACUAAACACAGUCACAGCCACACACACCUGUAAUCCCAGCAUUCACAGAGGUAGAGGCAGGCAGAUUUCUGUGGGUUUGAAACCAGCCUAGGCUACAAAAUGAGUCCAGGACAGCUAAGACUACACAAAGAAACCAUGUUUUGAAAAACAAAACAAAAACCAAACACAAAGGAAGAAAGGAAAAGAAAGAAAGAAAGAAAGAAAGAAAGAAAGAAAGAAAGAAAAAGACUUUAGUCUUUGUUAAUCACAAUAAAAUUAAGAAAAUAUAACUUCAACAAAACCCCAUAAUAAUAUCAAAAACAAAGUUUCUUGUAGGAAAUAGAGGUAGGUGUCAGUUAGAUAAGCUGAGGUGUUCUACAAGUUUCCUUCUGGUGCUAAGUAGCUUUGUGUCUGAGAAACAUGAACUCACAUCUCACUCUGAGUAGUUUUCACCCAAGGGUGCUAACUGUGUGUGUAAAGUUGGCCAUCAUUUUCCCAC
This is a messenger RNA of Meriones unguiculatus (Mongolian gerbil), 2326 nucleotides long. Its product is annotated as zinc finger protein 385B-like. The transcript has 3 exons. Gene Ontology annotation, molecular function: zinc ion binding; nucleic acid binding. Lineage: Eukaryota; Metazoa; Chordata; Mammalia; Rodentia; Muridae. Bases 1112 to 1477 code for a protein of 121 amino acids. The record is from RefSeq and is a predicted model, not a curated record.